This is a messenger RNA of Benincasa hispida (wax gourd), 1171 nucleotides long. The record is from RefSeq and is a predicted model, not a curated record. NCBI's taxonomy places the organism in Eukaryota, Viridiplantae, Streptophyta, Magnoliopsida, Cucurbitales, Cucurbitaceae.
UCGACAAACACAGAUAUUUUUGUGAAAAGACUACUUUUAUUUGAAGAUAAAAUGGAAGAAAGAUAUUUUUGUCCAAUUGUAUAGACAUAAGCUGUUUUGAUUUGAAGAUAAACUGAGGAAGUGGAUUUUGGUCGGGUCGAGUCGAGUCGAGAGCGGAGGCCAAUUAAUUUACCAUUUGAAAAUGUGCACAGUGGAGGAGCGAGGCAAUUUCUUUAUUCUAACUCUAAUCGGCAACGAUGACCACCGCCUCGGCCCAUCCUUAAUCAACUCCAUCCUCAAAGCUCUUUCACAAGUCAAGGCACAAGCCUUCCCUGGUUCGGUUCUCAUCACAACUUCCCACGGAAAAUUCUUCUCAAACGGCUUUGAUCUCCCCUGGGCCCUUACCGCCGGCUCUGUUUCUGCUGCCCGUGAUCGCUUAAACCACAUAAUCGACAUCUUCAAGCCCGUCGUCGCCGAACUCCUUUCCCUUCCUAUGCCUACCAUUGCUGCCAUUACAGGACACGCCGCUGCCGCCGGUUUUACAUUGGCGCUGAGCCACGACUAUCUGAUCAUGAGGAGCGAUCGGGGCGUGCUGUACAUGCGUGAGUUGGAUCUGGGUCUAACUCUACCGGAUUACUUUAUGGCUCUGUUUAAGUCCAAGAUAGGCUCCAGUUUGGCUGUGCGCGACCUCAUCCUGAGGGGGAUGAAAGUGGGAGGUGAAGCAGCAGUGAGAAUGGGUGUCGUGGAAUCAGCGCACCAAGGCCAGGACGCCGUCGUGAACGCUGCAGUGCGGCUUGGGGAGCAGCUGGCUGGAAGAAAUUGGGAUGGGGAAGUGUAUGCUAAAGUCAGGAGAAGUUUGUAUCCCGAGGUCUCUGAGGUGCUUGGGUUAACGGGGAAAGCCAUAUCCAUUUCUAAACUAUGAAAGAUGAAGGUAAUAUGGUAUGAAUUUAAGUUCCUAAAGCCAUAUGUAUCGAUACAUUGGCUGAGAGAAAUUGGAAUCUCAGUCCAGUUCAGUUGUAUGUUUAUAAAUUUCAUAAAUAUAUACACAAUAAGUGAAAAGUUGAACCUCAGUACUUACCAAAGAAAUGACAUACCGCCGUGAUCAUUGAACUAGAACUAGAACAUAUCAUUAAAUCUUCUUCAAUAUCCUAUGUUGUGGUUGUUAAUGAAAAUCAUGAUACAAUUCCUGUAA